Molecule: messenger RNA, 6447 nt
Organism: Echinococcus granulosus
Lineage: Eukaryota; Metazoa; Platyhelminthes; Cestoda; Cyclophyllidea; Taeniidae
Product: Leucine-rich repeats and immunoglobulin-like domains protein
Exons: 34
Coding region: 1-6447 (2148 amino acids)
Cellular component (GO): membrane
Source: RefSeq, a predicted model, not a curated record
AUGUACAGCGUUGUGUUGCGGAAGAGUAAGCGAAAGCACUUCGUCUUCAAUCGUAAAUGGUCACGCUUGGACUUCUUCCCCACUGUGGUGGAGAAUGCCUUCCCGCCUCCUCAUCCGCCUCGAGUCUUCCGUUGCUCGGCCCCAGUUGUCACGGCGAAUUUUGAAUUGGCGACUUGUGGAACGAUGAAGGCGUCAACUGUGGAGUUUAUUGGCGUCGCCGUGGUUUCAGUCCUCCUGAAUGCCAUCGUGUCAACUGCUACGUCUUCCACUUCCUUCUCCUCCUCUUCCUCGUCCUCCUUGCCUGAUGGAAGCAACGUCACGAUACGAAUAAUCCCCAGCAUCGUCUCUCUUCCUGCCCCGGUGACCUACUUGGAUGGGAACCAUCCGGACCUCUCGCUCACCUGUGAAGUGUGGCCCCCCACCGCCAACAUCUCGUUCUUCAUCGCCCACCCCUCCAUCAUCGCCACGGCCAGUAGGACUCCCCUCGCUCUGGAUCUCAUCUCUCCCGACGCCACUGGAGCCUUUGGUAUCUCGCGUCGUGUCUCCACACCACCGAAUGCCUCGUUUGAUGGUGGAGUGCUAGCCUUCUCGAAUGCCUCGUACAUCCUGACCGUGGGGGGAGGAGGAGGCGGAGGUAGGAAGUCGGAGGUGUGGCGCCUGGGAGCGGUGGAUGUUCAUUGCAGGGCGACGACGCAGUUUGGCAGCGUGCUGAGUGCCCCGUUUCGAGUGGUGCAGACGACACCGGACAAGCCGGUGAACGUGCGCGUGCUGCUGCCCUUGGCGUCACAGGACAACAGUUCAGCAGCGGCGUCGAGGCUGAUUGUGGUGCGGGAGGGUGACAAUGUCACUCUCUUCUGCAUCAUGGAGGGUGCGCCGCCGCCUGAGGUGCAAACCUAUCCGCACAACACACAGAACGGUCGAUACAUCAUGGAUCAGGACUUUGGUCUUCUUCACCUGGUGAAUGUUCAGCCCUCGGAUGAAGGUGUCUUUCUCUGUUCCACGGCACAUUUGAGUCUUACGGCGACGUUGAAGGUGAAACCUCGUCUUCGGUUGGCCACAUCACCAGUCGACAUUCGCAUUGCCUCUCUUGGCAAACGGGCGGAGUUCCGCUGUUCUACCUCUGAUAACAGCGUUAAACCGUUCUGGCUCUUCAAUGGCAAUCCAAUCUACACACCCGACCCCCAAGUGUUGGUCAUUGGUUCGGUGCAGGAGUCGGAUCUGGGCCUUUACCAGUGCAUAGCUCGAACCCUCACCCCGGAUGGCCGAACCGACGAAUGGGUCUCGGCCACUGCUCCUCUGGCGCUCUACUUUGACAAAGUUGUUACCAAGGCUGCAGACCUGGUGGAAUUCAUUCCAAGCGUUCACAGGACACCGAGCCAUCGGGAAGCCCUUGCGACGACGAAAGAGAUGACGCCACUGGUGGAAAUGGCGCUGGAUAACUUCGCCGUCUACCUGACGUGGAAUGUGAGCGAUGCGACGCUCUAUCCCGGUUUCCGUCACGAUAACAAUCUACCUCUGGUGCCGCCGUCACCCACACAAUUGCAAUCGCAACAAAUCGCCUUCCAGAUUGACUACUCGAGUCUGGUGAGGCAAUCGGUGUUGAAUCCAGCCUUGGUGGGCUUGAUUCCACCAGAACCCGCAGUUUGGUCGAAGACGGAGAGGUUAAACAAAAUGUGGAAGCAUAAAUACGGCUUCGUGAUUGGUGCGCCUCUUGAACCUGGCAACACUUAUCGCUUCCGUGUGAGAGCCGUCUCCAUGGAGACGGGAAUGGACGUGAUUCCGCCCUCGGAUUGGUCUGAUCCCGUUAGCACGCACCACAUCAGCAAAGCGGCGCCACCAAGAAUCACCUCCGUCCAACCCUAUCACGAUGGUCGGUUUAAUGUGACGUGGGAGUUCGACGGCGACGUUGGCAAUCAGUCGACCGAGGAGGAGUCUUUCAUUCCUGACUUCUUUCUCAUUCUUGCACGCCCGGUACUGCACUCUCCGUCUCAGUCGUCGACACCAGGAGUGACUUCAACGAAUGCCGACGCGGAGGAUGUGGAGCAGGGGGCGGGCAGUGAGGUGACAACGAAAAAUGAUUCUGUGGUGCGCUAUGGACGAUAUCGGGCUACUCAAGUCAAUGGGUCAGACGCGAGGGAGGCUUUCAUCUACAACCUCAACGCGUCAAUCAGCUAUCAGCUGGUUGUCUACGGCGUGAAGUAUGAGAAUGGUGCUCGUCGAAUCACCCGAUUUUCGGAGGCCAAAUUUGCUACCCUACCUGAGGUGCCUGGCUUUGGAACAUUCAGUUUUAUUCGCGCGGUGACUGAAAACAAACCGAUUUUCAUCGGAUUGGGUGUUCUGGCGCUCAUUAUCUUCCUCGUCGUGAUGGUGCUUGUUAUCAUGUGCAUUGCUAGGCAACGCAAGUAUCGCCGUAGACGACGCGUAAAGCACAACGGUUUCCUCACUGGUCACAAUAACUCCGAGAAGUACCAAACCCAAUCCCAACAACAUCAGCAGCAUUCGCAACAACUGAAUCACCAGUCCUCCACCGACCUCCGGACCACCUCUCCCUCGGUCAAGGCUGCACAAGCCGCCCAGGUGCAGGCUCAGGGCCAGGCUAUGCUCAUGGGCACCUUGAUGCGGCAGUCCAAUUUCUCCGAGCCACCCGGUCACCCGCAUCAGCAGUUCACCCAACAACAAGCCGCCUACAUGGGCUCCCUUAUGCACCUGGGUUACUACGGCAGUCAUCAUCCACAGCAUCACCACCAAUCACAUCAUUCCCUACUGCUUCCAGCCACGCCUGCACCUGGAAUGAUGGGUAGUCCCAUGUUCCAUAGCGGGACACUGCCGCCGGGAAUGCGGGGUGGUGGGAUGAUGCAUCCGCAGCAGCCACAGUCGCAUCAUCACCUGCAGUCGCCUCCACCUCCACCACCACCAGCACAGUUGGGAGGGUUUGGAAGUCAGCAGGUGUUGAAUCAGAUGGAUGGAAUGGAACAGGCAACGCUCAUGCGGGACUACUAUCAGCAGCAACAACACCAACAGCAGUUCUAUCAGCAGCAUCUGUUGAACCAGCAACAGGGUCAGCAGGCAUCGUUUAUGCAAUACGCACCAAACAGCCCACCCGCCUAUCUGCCACCGCAACAGCAGCAACAACAGAUGAUGGAUAGCCUGUCAUCAAGGCAGCAUAGUCAGAGUUAUGCCUAUGGCGGGAGUAUUCACUCCGGUGCCUCGGUGAAACGCGAUCCCAACGGAUCCAUACAUGAAGACUCAACACUCCUGGCACGAAGUCCGAUGAGUCCACAUCCACCGCCAAUGCUGGGGGACCAGAUUCCACCACCGGGCUACUUCCAGACACCCAUGUAUGCGCAGCAGCAUCCGCUCAUGUCACCGCCUCCACCGCCAAUGCAAAUGUCCGGAGCUGCCUACUACCCGGGACAGCCGCAAGCUGAUCCUGCCCAGAUGGCUCUUCACAAUAUGGGCCACCACACGGACGGUGAGUCAAUUUACUCCUACUUCUCGCAACAGGAUGUCUGCCAUCCCCAGCCACAUGCCCUUCUGAAUCCCCUACCGGAGGAGAAUCAGAUGAAUCUCGGUUACGCCGAGUCGGGAAGCCAAACGGCUGGACUGAACGGAACCAGCGGGACAGCAAGUCCCCCCGCAGUUGGUGGUGGCACGGCAGGCGGACACAGGCACCACCGUAGACGUCGCAGAAAGCAGCAGCAACAGCAGUCUCAAUCCUCGGUGCAACAAUUUAGCGGUGGUGGAGAGGGUGACGGAUUCCAGUUUCCGGGUCACACUAGCGAGCAGAUCGCCAUGAUGACAAUGAUGGAGGCUCAGGGUCGCGUGGCACCGAACGGAAUGAAUGGAACGACGCCACCGUCUGCAGCGGGUCUUGAACAGUCAGGUGGCAAUGAAGCUGUGAAUCAGAUGGAAAAUCCACGUUCUGGAAAUCAGUCGUUUGAUCGGAGCACACCGUCCUAUGGAGCCUCGCCUGGAGUAGGUGUUCGUUCGUCUCUCCCACCGCCCAGUCAGCCGCCACCUCCACCACCCGCCGCAAUGAUGAUGCUACCCAUGCAAAUGACCUCACCCGGUGGCCUUGACAGUGCCGGUGUGGCUAUCGGCAACCCGAAUGCGGCCAGCAGUAGCAGUCUGAACCGUCGCGGUGGUGUUAGUGGAGUGCUAAGUGGCGCUCCGCCCCGAAUUCGUGACUACUCGGAGUAUGGAAUUCCCACCUCAACACCCAACGCGGGCGGAAUUGGUAGCCCACCUCACCCACAAGGCGUGGUUGCUAUGCCCACACCAACGCCGCCUUCAGCAUCCGGUGGUGGUGGUGGGAAGCAGAUUCCAGCUUCCCAGACAACGGGAUUCAACAACAACAACAACGGCAACAAGUCUACUUCCAGCGGUGGUGGCGGGAGCAUGAGAUAUAGGGAGGGCCAGGCAGGCGCAUCGAAGAGAGAUCGUCAAGUUGGCAAGUGGGAACCAAUCGCAUUCCGUGGUGCCGCCUGCUCCACACCACCACUCCAACGUGCACACCUGCCGCGUGCCAGCCUGAAUGGCGGUGAGUUGAGGAGAGGCGGAGUGGCAUUUAUAGUCCUCGCCUUGCUUCACUGCCACACACUUCGUGGUCUCUUCAACUCAGUCGUGGUGAGGGCCAACUCGCGUCGACGCCUUCUUUACCUCUUUGUCCUCAGCAGUGUCUGCGGGAGUAUGUCGUGUAGCCUGCACCUCCUAAUCAAAAUCCCCAGCUACAUCCUCUCUGUGACCUUCCUUGCCAUAGCAUUGCUUGGCAUUGCUCUGGAGGGCUUCAAUUCAGUGGAAGGAGCGGUGAUAGCGAAGAUGCUGGCGGACUUUAAUAUGAAUAGCUAUGAUUUAGGCUUUCUUACCCGCGUGGCCUCCCCAAAUGAUCACACCGGUGCUGCUCUCAUCGUGGUCGGCCUAUUAAUGACACUCGUCUCCUUUAUUGGAUUCUAUUCUUACUACUUUGAGGCGAAGGUGCCACUGUACAUAUAUACCACUGCUCUGAAUGUCCUACUCUUCUCGGAAGCCGUCGUUAUUGCAGUAUAUAUGGCCAAUCCGGAUAAGCUCGUCACUUCGUUUUGGGGUACUUUGGAAGCAAUUCUUAGGAAAUACAAUCAUCCGGGUGAAGAUGGCCCAAGUUUAAAGAGUUGCUGGGAUACAAUCAUGCAGGCAGAUGUGAAAUGCAACGGUCACUUUUACGGUCCAUGCUGUGGCAUGAACAAUUACACCGAUUUCGGUGAGUUACGAACCCGUCCUCUCUACUCGCCUUUGCGCCGGGGAAGAGUUGGGGCGGAAAUGAUGGCGAAGCUUUUGUCCGCCUUUCAGUGCGCUGUCGCCCUGUUGCCGAUCACCUACGUCUUCCUCGUGAGACCGCACCAAGAGGACGAGGAGGACAGCGGCAAGUUUCGGCGAAAAGCUAGUCGUACUACUGUGGAUGAAAACCUUCCUCCAGAGCCCACUUCUUUACAACCUCUUCGGAGAUCAAAGCGACUUUGCGUGCGCCUUUUACGUGAAAAUGGUUUCUCUGGUGACUCGAUGAAGGCUUCAUCAACGGAAGUCGUUUCGAGCGAAUUGGAGUCUGACACGGAUUUUUGUAGCCCAAAUCGACUCUGUUCUAAUUCCAAUUCAGAUGCUGUCGUUACAGCGCCAGAAGAUCCUAUUCAGAAGAGGAAAAAGACAAGGAUUCGCAGAAAAUCUCAAAAUUUGGAUGACAAAGGAGAUAUUCGUCGCUCCAGGAAGCUGUGUCGGAAGUCCUCUGUCAUGAAACCUUCCACUGAAGGUGAUCCUAAACUAAUAAAACGGAUGCGGGACGUCCUCGGCCUGGCCGAAGUCGAUGGAAAUUCUCGUCUAGAGUCCAUGGAGGUGGAUGGUGGGAAUGAGUUCCCCACAAUGAAAGAGUUGAGGGAGGCAAUUAUUGAAAUAUUUGUCUCUCGCCAACACGAAUCACCUGGAGGCGCGCAAACUCUUCCUGGGAAAAAAUAUGCUUGGCUGUUUGAAAAAUUCACCCCACCGCCAAUCCGCGGUCUGGAAACCAUCUCCGAGGCUCGUCUAUCUCCCCGUCAAUGUCGUUGUCGUCAGCGACGAUUCUUGGCUCCUCCCACACCAAGAACAAUGGCUACCCGCAAGCGACCCCUUCAUGAGGAGUCAAAUAGGAAUGAACCAACAGAAGAUCGAAGUCAGGAUGCCUUCUGGUCUAAAAGAGCGCUUCCACGACGACUAUCAUUCGGUGACUGGGAUGAGAGUGCUUGUUAUUCAGAGGAUAAUGUAGAUGAAGAUCUCCGGAAGUUCCACGAGGCUGCUGCGAAGCAGAAGGCGCGGAGGCGGGAGGCGAUGCUGCGGCAGAUGAAUAGACGACCCGGGGAGUUGUUGCGAAUCUCUGAUCAGACCGAGCGGAAGUUUGCGGCCUUUUGGAAGGAUAUGGAGAGUGAAGAAGGAGGUGAGGAGUAG